GCUUAGACAUAAUGUCCACAUGUGUUUCGUUUACAUUUUUUUAAACACAGUUUACAAACAUUUCAAACACCAGCCAGAACGCAGGGGGCUGCUGUUAUCUAAGGUUUUGAUUAUGGCCAACAGUAAAUUCGAGUAUGUUCGUCAGUUUGAAGAAGUCGACAAGUUGCUUCCCAACACAUGGAUUGUCAUGAGACUAGAUGGAAGAGGUUUUCACAAAUUUGCAGACACACAUGGCUUCCGUAAACCAAACGACACAAGAGGAUUGUCCCUCAUGAACUUCUGCGCUGAGUGCGUGAUGGAAGAGUUUAAGGAUGUCGUACUUGCCUAUGGGCAGAGCGAUGAAUACAGCUUUGUGUUCAAGAGAGAGACAACACAGUUUAGCAGAAGGGCGAGUAAACUAAUGACCAACAUGGUGUCUCUCUUCUCAUCAUCCUUUGUGUUCCAUUGGAGGAAAUAUUUCCCCGAUCGGCAGCUUCUCUACCCCCCAGCCUUUGAUGGUCGGAUCGUCCUGUACCCAAGCAACCGAAACCUCAGAGACUACCUCAGCUGGAGGCAGGCAGACUGCCACAUCAAUAACUUGUACAACACAUGCUUCUGGAAGUUGGUCAAUGACGGCGGACUGACAAAGAAACAAGGAGAGGAGAGACUAAGGGGAACUUUCUCAAGUGAUAAGAAUGAACUGCUGUUCUCAGAGUUUGGAAUCAACUACAACAAUGAGCCGGAGUUGUACCGCAAAGGAAGUGUUCAGAUAUGGCAACCAACGACGGAGGUAACGGUGAAACAGUGCAAGAGCAAAGAGUCUGAGGAGAUGCUAAGGCGAGAGGUGGUUCGGACGAGGAGGAAAGUUACGCUCUUUCACACGGACAUCAUCGGUGACACCUUCUGGACAGAACAUCCUGAAAUAUUAGGAGCUUCCUGCAGUUGACAUCUGUUAACUUAGGGUUUUUUUCUAUUCAAUUAGGUUUUUAAUUCCUUGGGUUGGUUAACUCCGAAGAAAAUUCCUUGCCCUUUGUAUUGUAUUCCUUGUAUUUUGUGGACUUUUUUUAGCUUUUGGGGUGAUCGUUUUCCUUUGAAAAUAUUCCAAAGGUCGUGGGUUUGAAUGCACUCGAGUAAGAUGCAGGCAAACAACUGUAGCUUCACUCAAAAAUACGAAAUUACAAAAAAAAAUUGAACGGUAAAACUGACUAAAUAAAGAGGAAAUCAGCUGAUCUGAAGAA
Messenger RNA from Asterias rubens (European starfish), 1217 nucleotides. Its product is annotated as probable tRNA(His) guanylyltransferase. The transcript has 6 exons. Gene Ontology annotation, biological process: tRNA modification. The coding region runs from base 20 to 925 and encodes 301 amino acids. The record is from RefSeq and is a predicted model, not a curated record. Gene Ontology annotation, molecular function: tRNA guanylyltransferase activity; magnesium ion binding. Lineage: Eukaryota; Metazoa; Echinodermata; Asteroidea; Forcipulatida; Asteriidae.